CCGAAGUGCCAAGUAAUCCAAAACUUGGCCUUUCAAGCACCCCAAAAGCCCAGUCUUCUCCACGCCACAACCUCUCACUUUGUUCCUUAGACAUAUCCAUGAGCAACAUUUCUUCUGUGUUUUCUUUCACCCUCCUAAACAUUCAACAAAAAGUGGAAGAAAAACAGAGAGAAUUUGCAUAUAAAAAUUUAGGGGAUUGUUUGGAUCUGGUCAUAUAGAGAGAGGAAAGAAAAAUGGGGAUGCAACUCAGAACUGGGCAUCUCUAUAAUAAUAUCCUUACUCUUCCAAACCCCUCUUCUAUUACCUCAUUUUCUUCAUUCUUAAAAAGAGGAAGCAAUUUAGUUGGUGGAGAAAGAAGAAGAAGAUAUGGGUUUAGAAUCGCGGCGUCAAGCAACGCCACAACGACUCCGUUUUGGGAUGGUUGGAAACCUGAUAAAGCCUCUGCUUCUCCAUCCCUCAGCGACAUACUUUGGCCCUCUGCUGGGGCAUUUGUGGCAAUGGCAAUGUUAGGAAAGAUGGAUCAAAUGCUAGCACCAAAAGGAAUUUCAAUGACAAUUGCUCCGUUAGGUGCUGUUUCUGCCGUCCUUUUCGCCACCCCUUCCUCUCCUGCUGCGAGGAAAUACAACAUGUUUGUGGCUCAAAUAGGUUGUGCAGCCAUGGGAGUAGUGGCAUUGUCAAUAUUUGGACCAGGAUGGCUUGCUAGGAGUACUGCCCUUGCUGCUUCCAUUGCCUUCAUGAUCUUCACUCGUUCCGCUCAUCCACCAGCUGCAAGUUUGCCAAUAUUGUUCAUAGAUGGAGCAAAGUUCCAUCAGUUGAAUUUUUGGUAUACAUUGUUCCCCGGUGCUGCUGGUUGUGUUCUUCUUUGUUUAAUUCAAGAGUUGGUGUCAUACUUCAAGGACAACUUCAAAUUUUAAUAUUUGAUGUUCGGUGUAAAUUCUAUUGGGAAAACACUGCAUAUUCAUUCCCAAAAGGCAGCCAAGAUUCUUUUUAAUCCCUCUCAAGCAAGGCCAUUCUAAAAAGAUGUAAAAUUAGGUAGAUUGUAACAAAAUUUCAAUGAAUUUUAUUAGGAUGGACUAGGGAUUUCGAAAUAAUUGUGCCAAGAAGAAGAACUACAAUGUAAUGUAGCACUUGUAAUUACUGUUUUAUUCAUUUCAACAAUGAUUAUGCAUUUUAGGUUUCAAUUUUUCAAAUGAAAUCCUUGCUUCUGUCC
Molecule: messenger RNA, 1210 nt
Organism: Ziziphus jujuba (common jujube)
Lineage: Eukaryota; Viridiplantae; Streptophyta; Magnoliopsida; Rosales; Rhamnaceae
Exons: 5
Coding region: 234-914 (226 amino acids)
Source: RefSeq, a predicted model, not a curated record